GUCUGCUCGGAACACGGCGUCACGUGAUGUGGACCUCGGGCUGCCUGGAAGCUGCCUGAGCUUGCUCCGCUGUAAGAGGCGCGCGAAGCGAGCUGCUGGAGCCCCGGCUGCCUUCGGGCUGUUUCUGCCUUGGGAAGAUAUCCGGAGAUCCAUGGCCUCGACGACGCUGUCCGGGCGACCCUUGCUGCAUGUAUCCACUAGACUAGUGUCUCUGAGCCUUCACUAGCAUCUCCGCUGCCAACGGAGACCUCAGUUAUGUCCGCCCAUCUCGCGGGCUGCCGGUCGCGUCCUUUUUCCCUUUUCAGCUUUGUGACUGUUUGCAGCUGAGGUCCACAAGACGCGCUGCGUUGUUUCUAAGCCGUCGGAAUCCGAGGAGGACUUGCUCGCGUUGGCUUCAUCAGGCAUUGCCAGCCUUGGGGAUCCUUUUCAGCCCCUCCGUCCCCUCCCUCCUUCUAGAUGGCUUGCAAACAUGUUCAAACGAUUCCCAUAACGCUGUUGGAAGACGCCAGGUCGAGUUCUCAAAAGUGCCUUGAACAAAGUUAGCCACCUUACCAGCAACAUGGUGCUAUCGUUUCUGAAGUGUGUGCAAGAACUUCUGCUCAUCUUUGCCUUGUGUUUUGCCUCUUCCUGGUCGAAUGACUUUCUCUACCAUGACUAUUGUAUUAUUGGGGCCGGCCCUUCAGGCUUGCAGAUGGCCUAUUUCCUUCAACAUGCAGGUCGGAACUACGUUGUCUUUGAACGUAGAAAUACACCAGGGCACUUUUUCACCUUGUAUCCCCGUCAUCGAAAAUUGAUCAGCAUCAAUAAACGUUACACGGGCAAAUCAAACAGUGAAUUCAACCUUCGCCAUGAUUGGAACUCAUUGCUUAGCCACAAUAACCAACUGCUUUUUCGACACUACUCUCAGGAUUUCUUCCCUGAUGCCGAUACUAUGGUGCAUUAUCUGGCUGAUUUUGCUUCCAAACUAGCCCUCCAUGUGCACUAUAACACAUCCAUUGUACUUGUGAUGCUGGAAAAAGAUCCCAAGGCUUGGAAUGGUCAUUACUUCAUCCUCAGAGACCAAAAUGCUAAGAAUUACAAAUGCAGUGUUCUUUUGGUGGCCACGGGUAUGUGGGUUCCUCACGAAGUAAACUUUCCAGGUUCAGAAUAUGUUGAAGGUUACGAAUCCGUGUCAAUCAAUCCAAAAGAUUUUGUUGGACAGUCUGUAUUGAUCUUGGGUCGGGGAAAUUCUGCCUUUGAAACAGCAGAGAACAUUCUGGGUGUCACCAAUUUUGUACACAUGGUAGGCCGAUCUCGAGUUCGUCUUUCUUGGGCUACUCAUUACGUUGGAGAUCUGAGAGCAAUUAACAAUGGGCUCUUAGAUACAUACCAGUUAAAAUCUUUGGAUGGACUUAUAGAGGGGGAUCUAGAAGACUUAGUUCUCAUCAAAGACAGAAAAGGAAAGCUGCAUAUCACCCUUCGGUUCUACUUGGAGAACAGCAAUAGCAGUGACCCAGAAUCUGUCACUCUUCCACAGGAUGAAUUAGACAACUUUGCCACUCGGGCACCUUAUGACCGUGCCAUUCGCUGCCUGGGUUGGAAGUUUGACUUUUCCAUAUUCAACAAAUCUGUUGGUUUGAUGCAUGGCAAAGGCAGUAAGAAGAAGUAUCCUUUGAUCAAGCCCAGCUAUGAAGCCAAAGCUACUCGAGGCCUCUUUCUUCUCGGAACUGCAAGCCAUUCAGUGGAUUUUAGGAAAUCUGCUGGUGGUUUUAUUCAUGGCUUCCGAUACACAGCCCGUGCAGUUCAUCGUUUACUAGAAGUCCGUCACCACAAAGUGCCCUGGCCAGCCUCCAACUAUCCUGUUGUGCAGUUAACAAAUGCUAUUGUCAGACGGGUGAAUGAGGCAUCUGGGCUCUAUCAGAUGUUUAGCGUGUUGGCAGACGUCAUUUUGCUGAAAGAGAAUGCUACAAAAUUUGAAUACCUGGAGGAGUAUCCAGUUGGAGUCCUACAAGAUCUGGAGUGGCGCACAGGAAGAAAGGUGCAGGAUGGACUUUUUGUCAUUAUAAUGGAGUAUGGAAAGAAUUUCUCUGGUCCGGACAAGGAUGUCUUCUACUAUAACCGUGCAGUAGGAGAGCCAGAACACGCUUGGCAGUCUAACUUCCUGCAUCCUGUAAUUUAUUAUUAUAAGCAACUUCCCACUGAACGUGAAAUGAGACUUUGCCCUCCAGAUUGGCCCUUGCCUCGCCCAGAUGCAAUCCAUCACAUUGUGGAAGAUUUCCUGACUGACUGGACUGCACCAAAUGCACAUGUCCUCCCACUGAGACGUUUCUUGGAGAAUUGCCUUGAAACUGACUUGCGCAGAUUCUAUGCAGAGUCCUGUUUUCUGUUUGCCUUCACUCACUUGAGGCUGCCUCCCUUCUGCCAGCAAGGGUACAUGAGAAAGCAAGGGCUUGUGAGAAGUGAAAAGCUUCAGCAUCACAGAGUAGCGGCAGAGCUGAUUGAACAUGCAGCUAUGAAGUCGCAAGAUGAACAAGAGAGUGGCACUAUGCAAUCCCACAACCAGCUGCUGAAAAGUGCAAAGAUAUCCAGUCAUCAGCUGCAGUAUCUUACAAGCACAAAGGAUGAACUUUAGCUUCCACCCAACUAUUUCAAAAUUAACAAGCGUUACAGCCACAAUACCAUGGCAAAGAUCUGCAAAGGAGCUCCAGCGUCCAGUAUUCCUAAUCAUUCCUAGAUGAGGACCACAUCUCAUCCGUACCAUGUUCUUGCACAAAUUUGUAGAUCUUUAUGAACAUGAAUGUUUACUUUUCUGGGUGGGACUGAACAGAUUAGACUUUAAUGUGGGAAAUCUUACGCAUUUGAGAAGAGUGUCUCUAGGCCAUUAAGAAUGAAUAGCUGAGCCUGGCUCCUUUUCUACCAGAUUUUCAAGAUGCACUGUUGUUAGAAUCAUUAGUGUGUUCUGUAGAACUGGCAUUGAAUGCCAGCCUGCUUAUUUCAAGACAGAAUGUUCUUGCAUGUUAGCAGAGUUUCUGUUUGCACUAUGUUCCACUUUAGUUUAGUCAUGUGUUUCCUAUUUUAUGUAUUUUUCAUAUUUUUAAGGUAAAAGUAGGUUAAGAAUACUGUCUGCACUUUUUUGAACCUUUACCUCCAAUGCAUCGAUUACUCUGACUUCCAUUGAGUUGUGUGCAGCAAACUGGAAAUAAUCCAAGCUCAUUUCUUAUUUAUACCUUCUGUUUGAUGGAUAGAAUGAAUGACAUUCAUACACCAUCAUCUUCUGUCUCAGCAGACCACGUAAGAAAUCUUUGCUUUGAUUCCUGACACACACACUGCCUCAAUAUGAUGCCCUCCAGAUUCAUGAACUACACUUCCCAAAAUUCUCAGCCAGACAUUGUCAUGGCUAAAAAAUUAGGGAAGAAAAAAUCUAGCAAGUCCGAAAGCUAUUAAGAUGGGGAAACAGCUGUUCAUAAUGAUAUGAAUACUAGCCCAAAUUGCCCAUCACUGCUAUUACAGUAGUGGCCAAAAUUUUGGAAACCUUUUGGGAAAAGUGCAUUUUUGAGGUUUUAUGGCUAAUAACACCACUUUUUUUUUUUCUUUGAGUUUUAAGAUAAUCAUAUUCCACUGCUGGAAUGGCCUGGGACUAGCUCAGACCUUAACUCAGUUGAAAAUCUAUGGAGCCGACUAAAGAAACUUGUUAGUCAGAAGCGACCCAGCAAUAAAAUCCAGUUAAUAGAAGCAAUCAUUCAAUCUUGUUUCAUAUUAUAACAGCUGCAGAAUUAAAAGACUUGGUUCACUCCAUGGGAAGAAUUCACGCUAAAGGUUACCUAACUAUUAACUGACUUGAUAAUUUUUGUAUAUCUCAUUUUUUCUACGUGUUUCACUUUUCUUCUUUAUGCUGUAACUGCUAUUCUAUUAGCAAAUCCUUCAUAAAAGUUAUUGCAUUACAUUCUUGAUUAAAUUAUCUUUCCAUUGAUAUAUAAUUUUAUGGUACCACUCCAAAAAAAGUGGUGUUAUUAGCUAGUUUUAGAAAAUACACUUUUCCCAAAAGGUUUCCACAAUUUUGGCCACUACUAUAUAUAAUCAGUGUUAGAGAAGGAACUAGCUCUGUUACUAAGCCAGAAACUAGUAUAACCCUCGUUUAAUGACACUAUUCAUACCAAGCUACCUCCAUUAUUCUACCAUAUUACAUCUAUCUUCAUUCUUGCCCGUUCUUAUUGUCCAGAUAUUGUUGCCAUUUCCUAAAUAUGCAUGAUCAGUACAGAUAACCUGAAUGGAACAUAAUCCACUCCAGCUCAAGCAUGAAUAUUCAGUGAAUUUAUAUUCUGCAUGGCCGAUACUCAGAUUAAUAUGAAUAUGUAAUUGUUUUGGGAGUUAAUUGGAUAUUAAUAUGGUUUAUUAAGCAAGGUUUGAACUGUAUGCUUAUGCAAGGCUUUUUUUCCAAAGGUCAGAUUUUGCUACUAUUCCACAGAGAACAGUGAUAUAUCCUGUUCUUCUCAGGCUACCAAAUACUUCAGUCAUUUAAUACCUUUAAAUAUUAAUUCAGACAUUUACAAUAAUUCCAAGGAGGAAAAGGGCAAUUGCAGCUCCUUCAUUUUGAGAAUAUUUGUCUUUCCUAGAACAGUAUUUUUAUUAACUUAAAAUACUUGUCAAGUUAAUAAAAUUAAUUAGUGUAAUUUAA
This is a messenger RNA of Pantherophis guttatus, 4654 nucleotides long. It is a transcript of the gene FOXRED2, whose product is annotated as FAD dependent oxidoreductase domain containing 2. Lineage: Eukaryota; Metazoa; Chordata; Lepidosauria; Squamata; Colubridae. The record is from RefSeq and is a predicted model, not a curated record. Gene Ontology annotation, cellular component: endoplasmic reticulum lumen. Gene Ontology annotation, molecular function: monooxygenase activity; flavin adenine dinucleotide binding. Gene Ontology annotation, biological process: ERAD pathway.